This is a messenger RNA of Papaver somniferum (opium poppy), 1850 nucleotides long. RefSeq lists its product as uncharacterized. The transcript is spliced from 18 exons. The record is from RefSeq and is a predicted model, not a curated record. Bases 190 to 1443 code for a protein of 417 amino acids. Lineage: Eukaryota; Viridiplantae; Streptophyta; Magnoliopsida; Ranunculales; Papaveraceae.
UUGUCCCACGCAGUAUUCUGAUUUCUGAAGAUAAAAUAAGGGGCUACUUUCGUAAAUUGACAAAUCAGCCAUCAUCAAAUUGAAUCUGAGAUAAUCAGGCUUCGUAUCGUUUCUCCGAGCUAAACCGAACCUCCUCCUUUUACAGCAGUUCACAGUUAUUGCUCGUUGUCAUGUCAGAUUAAUAUAAAAAUGGGGGAGAUAAUGACCAGGAAAAGGAACACUAUGAUGAGCUUGAAUUUUAUAACCCUCAUAACCCUACUCAUCUCCGUCCUGUUACAGUUACAUGGAGCUGCAGCGGUUGUUGUACCGAAAUCUAACUGUUACGUGCUUGAUAAUACCAGUCAUGUUUAUGACUUUACUAGCUGGGUUGGUCAUCCUUUUGAAUAUGAUGGGAAGGAUACUGACAUAGUUAUUCGGUUCUGCAAAGAUGUGGAGAGUAGAUCGCAGACGGGAUAUGUUGAUUUUGGUCGCUUCUAUGCUUCCGACGAUUUUGUAGCUGGUUCUGGGGAUUUCAACUUUGUACAAGGAUUCUACAAUGGAGAUCUGACAAAUUGUGAAACGAGCUUUGAUAAGAUGGGCCGCACAGCUCAGGUAAAUAUCAGAUGUGGAAAUUGUUUGAAUGGAGCAUGUAAAGGUGACCUUGGCUGUGUAUGUGGUGUAUCUUUUGAUUCGUCGUGCAGGGUUAUUGCUGAGCUUGCAAUUCCAUGCAUGAGACAAGGUCCCCGUGUUUUUGCGGGUUUUACUGUUGGUUUCCACCCUCGAUCAUGGGAAGUUGUUUACAAUGGAAUGACUCAGCUGGGUUUCGAAAAGAUUCACCGAGAGUUCAGUUUUGGGACUGAGCAGACACACGUAUCUCUCUAUAUGACUGCUAUUUCCGCUGUUUCAAUAUUGGUGGGGAAACCCAUUAUAAAGGUUAACCCAGACGAAGGCCUUGCGGUUAAAUUGUCAGGUUCAGCUGCAGAUGGGAGCCCACCCACAACACUGUCACCUACCAUGUUGGUUUUGGACUGGAGAUGCGAGAAAUCCCGUGAUACUCCAUAUGAAGUUAACAUCACUAUACCAGUGGAAGGUUAUGAGCCCAUUGACUUCAUUCUUACAAAAAUGUGUGAAAAUAGGCAAGAUAGUCCAGGAAAUGCUACAAGAGGAUGGGCAUUGUUUGGUGUGCUUUCCUGCAUAUUCAUAAUAACGUCAACAGUAUUCUGUUGUGGAGCGUUCAUUUAUAGAACACGUGUUGAACACCUGCGUGGGUUGGAAGCUUUACCAGGCAUGACAAUUCUAUCAGCCUGUUUAGAAGCUGUUAGCGGAGGAGGAGGGUUAACAGGAGGUUACACAAGAGCAGAAGACCCUACCAACACGUUUGCCAAUCAAGUUUCUUGGGAACGGCAGCCUGUUUCUGGUCAAGGAACUCGAAGAACCACAGAAGUGAAAUAUGGUUCGAUCUGAUCAACAAGUUUGGCAUGUAACUGAUGGAAGUCGGCAUCUUCCUCUUUUAUAUUUUUCGCUAGUUUUAGGGUGCGCGUCAACAAUCAUCAAUAGAGCAUUUUUGCAUCUCUGCAGCUUUGGUUACGCGUUGGCUAUGGGUUUGAAGUUAUUAUAUCCAUAUCAUCUAUUAUUCUUAUUGUCUAUAAUACAAAACAGGAUGGGUUUUUAAGCCUUGAACGGCCGGAUAACAUUUUGAAAGACAAACACUGCAUCAUCCCAAUCUCUUCCCAGCCAAAUAUAUCCGACGAUUGCAUUUUUGUAACCUCUUUCAUUAUGAAUUCAAAUUUAUUAACUUUUCAUUAGUGAAUCACCUCAUAACUCAAAAUAUUCAAAGAACUAUUAAAUGAAAUCAUAAUAUUAUGUAUGCA